CAAAAAGACAAUCUCUCUCUCUGUCCCCUUAUGAAUUAUGAUAUAAAUAUCUUCUCACCAACUCCUUGAAAUCUCGGCAGAAAAGUUGGCACCACAUUCUGGGCUCAAAUUUGUCACUUGUUGAUCUUUAGCAUCUCAACAGAUUCGAUUCAUUUCCCAAUUCCCAUAUUUCAGAUCAGGAAAGGCGGUGCUGGGGAAAGGAAGCAAAUCUUGAUAUAUCAAAGACAUGGGAUCCGGUCAAUGGAUGGUAGAGAAGAGAUCUGGUUUAGAAAAUGAUUCGUUUCCAAAGGAACAUGAGACUGCGUCCGAAACUGGGUGCCUUUCAAUUAUUGUGCUUGGUGCUUCUGGUGAUCUAGCCAAGAAGAAGACUUUCCCUGCUCUCUACCAUCUUUUUCGCCAGGGGUUUCUGCACUCAAAUGAAGUCCACAUUUUCGGAUAUGCAAGGACUAGGAUUUCAGAUGAUGAACUCAGAGAUCGAAUCCGUGGAUAUCUUGGCAAAGAUGCUGAAGUUGUAUCAAAGUUCUUGCAACUGAUCAAAUAUGUAAGUGGUUCUUAUGAUACUGAGGCUGGAUUUCAGCUAUUGGAUAAGGAAAUUUCACAGCAUGAAGUAUCAAAAAAAAGUUCAGAAGGAUCAUCUCGAAGACUAUUUUAUCUUGCACUUCCCCCCUCGGUGUAUCCAACUGUCUGCAGGAUGAUCAGAAAAUGCUGCAUGAAUAAAUCUGAUCUUGGUGGAUGGACUAGAAUUGUCAUUGAGAAACCUUUUGGCAAAGAUUUGGAAUCUGCAGAAAAUCUUAGUGCCCAUAUUGGAGAGUUGUUUGAAGAAGCACAACUUUACCGUAUCGAUCACUACUUGGGAAAAGAAUUGGUGCAGAACUUGCUAGUUCUCCGUUUUGCAAAUCGCUUCUUUUUACCUCUUUGGAACCGCGACAACAUUUCCAAUGUUCAGAUUGUGUUUCGGGAAGAUUUUGGAACUGAAGGUCGUGGUGGAUAUUUUGAUGAAUAUGGGAUUAUUCGUGAUAUUAUUCAAAAUCACUUGCUACAGAUUCUUUGUCUGGUUGCCAUGGAAAAGCCCGUUUCUCUCAAACCUGAAUAUAUUCGGGAUGAGAAAGUGAAGGUUCUUCAAUCAGUACUUCCAAUCAGAGAUGAAGAUGUUGUUCUUGGACAGUAUGAAGGCUACAGGGAUGACCCAACAGUUCCUGAUCAAUCAAAUACCCCAACAUUUGCUACUGUUGUUCUGAGAAUACAUAAUGAAAGAUGGGAAGGGGUUCCUUUCAUACUAAAGGCCGGGAAGGCAUUGAACUCAAGGAAGGCAGAGAUACGUGUUCAAUUUAAGGAUGUUCCUGGUGAUAUUUUCAAAUGUCAAAAGCAAGGAAGGAAUGAGUUUGUAAUACGCCUGCAGCCCUCAGAAGCCAUGUACAUGAAACUUACGGUCAAGCAGCCUGGACUCGAGAUGUCUACUGUUCAAAGUGAACUGGACUUGUCAUAUAUGCAACGUUAUCAAGGGGUCCCCAUCCCGGAGGCAUAUGAACGUUUGAUUCUUGACACAAUUAGGGGCGAUCAGCAGCAUUUUGUUCGCAGAGAUGAAUUGAAGGCAGCAUGGGAGAUCUUCACACCCCUUCUGCACAGGAUUGACAAUGGUGAAAUGAAGCCAAAGGAAUACCAACCAGGCAGCCGGGGUCCAGUCGAAGCAGAUGAGCUGCUGGCAAAAGCUGGUUAUGUUCAAACACAUGGCUAUAUCUGGAUUCCUCCUACAUUGUAGAAAUGGAGCCAGCAUGGAAUAAGCGGCUGUGCAGUUUCCAGUUUCCCGAAGAAUAGUAUAAUUUUUAGUGUUAUGAAAUACUACUACCUGAGGUGUUUUAUGUACCGCGGCCUUCAGCUAAGCUUGUUGAGAGAAUUUGCUUUGUCAUGUGAGCAGUCUCCACUCGGAAUAUGUGUUUGUUGUGGUGUGUGUAAUAAGGACGUGUCUACGUGAGGAAAUAAGGAAAUAAAAUUGCUUUAAGCCGUUGCCAGCGUGUAAUGAUAUUGUAGAUUCUCU
Populus euphratica (Euphrates poplar) is the source of this 2035-nucleotide messenger RNA. RefSeq names its product glucose-6-phosphate 1-dehydrogenase, cytoplasmic isoform 2-like. Gene Ontology annotation, biological process: pentose-phosphate shunt, oxidative branch; glucose metabolic process. The coding region runs from base 227 to 1759 and encodes 510 amino acids. The transcript is spliced from 16 exons. NCBI's taxonomy places the organism in Eukaryota, Viridiplantae, Streptophyta, Magnoliopsida, Malpighiales, Salicaceae. Gene Ontology annotation, cellular component: cytosol. The record is from RefSeq and is a predicted model, not a curated record. Gene Ontology annotation, molecular function: glucose-6-phosphate dehydrogenase activity; NADP binding.